AACCAAUUGGAGCUUCGCCGUCAGUCAAAAACAUUUCAUUCCUCGAAUACUGAAAACGUUGUGCGCAUCGGUUUCGUUGACGCCCAGCUCCGCAGCGUCCGACUCCCUUCAAACUCGUCAUGAAAAUAUCAACCCUCAUAGUCUGCCUCGCUGCGACAGCUUGUGUCUCGCAAGCAUUCCUCAUGAAGAAGCUCAAGGAGAAGAAAGAGGAGAAGAAGGCGAAGAAGCUCAGUAUCCAGCCAGUGAUCAUGCCGUUGAUCCUUGACCAUCACGCGCCGAUAUACGCCCCACCGCCUCCGCCUCGACCCAUCGUUGUCCAAGCACCCCCUGUCUAUGUGGCCCCUCCACCGGCACCUGCUCAGCCAAUCUACGUGAGCCGCCCUGUCGUGCAUCCGCCAAUCGUAUCCGCACCGAUCAUCGCUCCUCCGGUGCCAGCUUUCGGUCCUCAUCUCCCUCCCGUCCCUUUUCCAAGACCGGCACCGGUAUUCUAUCCUCAUGUCCAUACCGUCGGGAGACGUUAG
This is a messenger RNA of Galendromus occidentalis (western predatory mite), 521 nucleotides long. RefSeq names its product pollen-specific leucine-rich repeat extensin-like protein 1. The transcript has 2 exons. NCBI's taxonomy places the organism in Eukaryota, Metazoa, Arthropoda, Arachnida, Mesostigmata, Phytoseiidae. Bases 120 to 521 code for a protein of 133 amino acids. The record is from RefSeq and is a predicted model, not a curated record.